Molecule: messenger RNA, 2817 nt
Organism: Aphanomyces astaci
Lineage: Eukaryota; Oomycota; Saprolegniomycetes; Saprolegniales; Verrucalvaceae
Exons: 14
Coding region: 41-1723 (560 amino acids)
Molecular function (GO): protein binding
Source: RefSeq, a predicted model, not a curated record
GGUGUACACAACCUGCACAUUCCAUCGCCACACGAACCUCAUGAAGCGAGACUACACUCUCAAGCAUGCUACGUCGAAUCGGUUGUUGCCCAAGAUUGAGCGGCCACUGCUGCAAAAGAAACAUUCAGUUCCUGCCAUCUGCCUCACCCCCAUCGAAGCCAUGUCGUCCAAAGAAGCGCAGCUGUCCGCACGCCACGUAUGCCACCGCACGCCCAGCCACUUUGAGAACAUCGUCAAGUCCAAUACAUGGGUACUCAAGAACGCACUAGCAUCCGAGUCGUCUCGGCCGAUUCGUGAACUCCACGUACGAUUUUCCCGCGCCUACGCCAGCUACAGACUGCACGAGUUUGCCAAAGCACUGGCAGACUUCUCCCACUGCAUCGACAUUGAACCGGCGUGGCACUUGGCCUACUACAACCGAGGCUGCACGUAUUACAAACUCGGUCGACUGGACGACGCCGUUCGAGACAUUAGCAAAGCCGUCAAGUAUGACCCGAAAAACAAAGUGUACCUGGAAAGUCGGGCCACGUUGUUGCGGGAACGGGGGAAUUUUAAAGAAGCGAUUGAAGAUUACAACCGGUUGGAUGCAUUGAUUAUCAAGGGCGACGACGAAGACCAAGAGGUCCUCAGGGAUGACGACCGACCGACAAGCAGCACAUCGUCGUCCCCUCCCAAGCCCCCCGUCCUGAACCGGCGAUACAGCACCAUUGGCAAGAUUGUACUAGCUGAAGACGGCUUGCACCCAUCCCUGGCGUCGCUCUUGCACUUGCCCCACGAAGAACGAACGCGGUUUGACAUAGUGAACGCGUUGCCAUUGGCCAAAGCCUGGCGCUUCUUCCAACAACAAAGCGAGAGUGUCAUGGAGUCGUUUCUGAUGGCGGGAGACCUUGAGAGCGUGCCCGCGCGCAGUCAUAUCUUUCGUCAAGGGGACGACGCGGACUCGUUUUAUAUUUUGCUCACGGGGAGUGUGGCUGUGAGUGUCGAGAUGUUUGAAAACGGAACGAUUACAUCGAAAAAGGUAUGCACGCUCCUUCCUGGCGACGGAUUUGGCGAGCCGAGGGAGAUCCAGGGGCCGCGUCGAGCUACUGUGACCGCACUCAGUAACGUCCACUGCCUCGUCGUCCGCCAUACCUUGUACCAGCAUGCCAUGCGCGAUCACAUGCUGUCUGUGUUUGAAGAAAAGUGCCACGUGCUGCGCCAUUGCCGCGUGUUUGAAACCUGCACGCCGGCGGUGGUGGAACAAAUUGCACAAUUGUCAAGUGUCCUCUUGUUCGAACCGUAUCGGACGAUUCUAAAAGCAGGUGAGCUCGUGGACAAGUUGUUCGUGAUCAAGCGCGGCGUAUGCCACGUCACCAAGUCCCUCGCGCUCGACCCGAAACGCACACCAGAGGCGAAACGCCCGAGUUCAGUGGCGAACAACAUGAAAAAGAAAAAAAGCUACGACGGAUCGUGGGUAGUCGACAACGGGUGGCAGCUCACCAACCCGCGGCUACGCAAUGAAUUCCUAGACAUGGACCAAGACCACUCGAGCUCCAGCUCGUAUAUGGAAGUGACCGUGGCGACAUUAACCACCGGCCAAGUGUUUGGCGAGGUCAGUUUGCUAUCAAGUAUAUAUAUAUAUAUAUAUAUAUAUAUAAAUCUACAAAAAACGGCAACACGAAUGACACGAUCCGUCCUAUCCUUUGCCACGUACACUAAUGCUUUCUUUGAUGCUUUGUUUUGAUAUUAGCCGUGUACAAACGAUGAAUUCACAGCAUCCACAUAUACAUACUGCAGUAGGUAUAGUGGUGUUGGUGUCAUACUUGUUUCGACGUUGCCAACCAACUAAAAAGUAUGCUUUUUUAUAAAAAAAUAAAGAAUUUUAUUUUUAUUUUGGGGUAACUUCUACCUACUACAUGCGUUGAUCGCGAUUGUCAGGCACAAAUAAAAAAUAUAUUGUGAAGGCUGAGUCUGGAUGCCACAGAAAAUUUUAGGUGAAAUAAUAUUCUGGCAGAGUUUUCCUUUUUCAAAUGGGAGGAGAGAAAAUGUUUUCAAGAUAUUAUGAUGUGACCUCUGGAUGCCAUGAAGGAAUGAGAACUAUCCAUAGAAUAACAUGUGGGUAAAAACAGUUGCAGUUCAAACUUUUUUAGGAAACAGUAAACAUUCGGCGCAUUUUGUCACUUUAUAUAUGUCAGAUUUGGUAGCCAAACACACAAUGACGUUUGAAAAAAUUGUCAUAAUAUUUAUGAAAAGUUGCAAAACGAGCAGCUGUUUUCUGACAUUUUUUGUGGCAGUCAGAGUGGCCCUAAUAAAAUAAUAUUAUUAUUUUUCGCGGGGACCUUUCUUGGUCGAUCCGGUUGCUCGAUCACAUCAGGCACCACCACAACCCUCCAAGAACGUACUAUACUACGUAUACACCGUUGAACCAUCAUGUGUUUCAUCAGGUGUGCGUAUUGCGGCCCAACCAGCCGUCAACGAUCAACGUCACAUCCACAACGAUGGUCGAAGUGCUCGAGCUCACCCAGGAAGGGUUGGCCCAGAUCAAUCUCAAGUACAACAGCCGCACCAUGAACGCGUUGCAAGAGUCUUUUCUGUUUCACAACCCACCCAACCCCAAGAUCGCACAGCUGUACAAAGAGAGAGACACGUGGCAGCACGACAAGGCCCGGAUCAUUCGAGACGUGUUGAACCGAGGGAAGCAAACGGGGCUGGUCAAACGGGGCGCGGCCAAUGCUACGACCAAACACCUCGACGGGCUGCACCACCGGUCGUCGUUCUAUGACAACCACUUGUAGUACAUCCUGUAUGUGGAAAUGGAAUUAUAUUUGAUCAUGUAGC